AUGGCCACUACUCCAAUAGAGGACGGCCCUCAUGGCUAUGACAAUACUCUAAAGAAGGAAAUUACCAAUCCAAUUAAAACCCUCGGCCAUCUGCGUCUACGACAUGCGGAAACGAACGAAGUUAUCUUGGUGCCUACACCGUCUGCCGAUCCCAAAGACCCUCUCAAUUGGCCGAGAUGGUUCAAACUAUACACAGCGGCCGCGGUCUGUACCGCCAUGGUUCUCUGCAACUUCCUCGCGGCCGGUCCCACGCUCGCAAUCAUCCAGACAGCGCAGGAAUUCUUCCCCAAUUGGCAACAGACCGGCUUGUCGAGCGCAAUCUCGAAGACGGCCUAUUUUUUCAACUGCACUGCCUUGUUCCAGGGAUUGGGUAAUCUUUUCUGGAUGCCUCUGAUUAACAAGUAUGGUCGCCGGCCUGUCUACGUCACCGCGUUCAUAAUCUAUACUAUCACCGCAGUAUGGUGUGCUGUAGCGAAGCAGUAUGCCAAUUUCCUAGUAGCUCGCAUUGUUAUGGGUAUUGCGGCUGGUGCUGGCGAAUGUCUGGCGCCUGUCACUAUUGCCGAUAUCUUCUUCUUGCAUGAGCGUGGAACUAUAACUGCUCUUUACAAUGCUUCUCUCAAUCUAGGUGUCGCACUCGGUGCGAUCGUCGAUGGCUUCAUCGUGAAAGAUCACCCAUGGCGAUACAUCUACUACGUCGCGAUAGCCCUGAUUGGCGCUGUCACCCUCGUUGUGUACGCAACAUUUCCCGAGACGGCAUACAACAGAGUCCGCGGCUCAACAGAUACUUUCACAACACUUAGCGCAUCUGGAGGGCGAGUGCGCCGCAGCACAAAGAGCGAAGAAGAAGGCACUGCUGAGAUCCACGAAGUCGUCACCAGAGAAACGGUAAAUAGCAAUGGAGGCUGGAUCAAGGGUCUCAAACUCUACCACGGCAAAUACACAGACGAGUCUCUUUGGCAAAUGACCAUCCGACCAGUUGGACUUCUAAUUCUGCCGCCCGUUCUGUGGGCGACGCUUGUCAUGUCCGUGACGAUUGGAUUUAUCACUGCUAUCACCUCAAAUGUAGCCUCCGCCUUUUCUUCAACAUAUGGAUUUGAAGCAUGGCAGUCUGGUCUGUGCUUUUCGGCUGCAAUUGUUGGAUGUUUCUUCGGCAUCAUCCUUGGAGGACACUUAUCAGACUGGGUUGCUGAUUACUUCACCCGCCGCAAUAAUGGAAUUCGAGAGCCCGAGAUGCGUCUUCCUGCUAUCAUGGUUGGCGCAAUUACGGGCCCUCUUGCUUUGGCUCUAUAUGGGUGUGGAAUACAGUACAAGAUGCACUGGAUGGUUCCCACUUUGGGCAUUGGACUGAUUAAUUUCACCAUUACACAAGCUACCAAUGUCUCCCUUGUCUACACGAUUGAUAGCUAUCGUCCCGUGGCUGGAGAAAUUGUCGUCACGCAGCUGGCCUUCAAGUCUGCGUUUGGGUUCUUGCUCGGAUUUUAUACGAAUCCAUGGGUAGACAAGCACGGAUAUAAUGUGGCCUACGGAGAGAUGGCAGCUAUCUGUGGGGGUGUCCUCAUAUUCUGGAUCCCACUCUUUAUUUGGGGCAAGGCAAUCCGCGAGAAGACUCUAAGUUGGAGGGUUAUGAAGUGGGUUCGGUGGGAUCUGGACCGUGAAGUUGGCGAGUAA
Molecule: messenger RNA, 1668 nt
Organism: Penicillium maclennaniae
Lineage: Eukaryota; Fungi; Ascomycota; Eurotiomycetes; Eurotiales; Aspergillaceae
Product: putative MFS transporter
Exons: 4
Coding region: 1-1668 (555 amino acids)
Biological process (GO): transmembrane transport
Molecular function (GO): transmembrane transporter activity
Source: RefSeq, a predicted model, not a curated record